Molecule: messenger RNA, 966 nt
Organism: Stylonychia lemnae
Lineage: Eukaryota; Ciliophora; Spirotrichea; Sporadotrichida; Oxytrichidae
Source: the annotation of a GenBank genome assembly
AUGGAAGCUUUAGAUAAUAAUAUAAGAACAUACUGUCUGAUUGAUUUCGGGCUCUCGCAUACAUUUAAGGAUUAAUAUGGAAACCAUCAUUCCAUGGAGACUACCUCCUCAAUCUUUGGUAACAAAAACUUUAUGUCAUUGAACCAUCAGGAGGGAUAUAAUCAAAGUCGCAGAGAUGAUUUAGAAUCAUUAUUUUACAAUCUACUCUACUUGUCAGAGGGUUAAUUUCCAUGGGUAACUUCAAAAAUUCUUGAUGGAUAGCUAACCAGAUCUGCUCUGUAUUAUAAGAGAAAUUACAACUAGGAGAAAAUUUUCAAAAGCAUGCCUUAGAGACUACUAGAGGUUUAGAAAGGAGAAAGCAUAAUGAUUGCAUCUCAUAAUAAUAAACACAUCGUAACUAGAGACAACUUAAAUAACAUGGAAUCAUUUAGAAGCAAUGUUAGGUCAUUCGCAGCCCCUAACAAUAAUUAGGUAGUAGAAGAAAACUAGACACCCAUUUAUCCUAUUUUAAAUAAAGAAUCUAAAACAGUGAGAAUUAAUAAUACUAAAGGCAAGAACUCUAAUUUUUCUAUUAAUAAUUAUGAUAAUCUUCAAAUUGGGACUUCUCAGAUUGACGGAUUAAUAAUUGGAACAAACACUAAGCCAAAGAGUUUGUUUUUGAAAAAAAGAAGAGAUCAAACUCCUAAAAGGAAAGCACCUAAAAAGCAUGAUAGCUUCCUUUAAUACAUAUAAAAUUAGGAAUAGGAAUUAAAACAAAAUCUCAACUUAAAUAUCAGUAAUUAAGAAGUUGAAAAUGAAGAAAAGUAGCUUGAUCACGAGGAUAAGCUGACAGAAAUGGAUGAUUAGGAUUUCACCGAGUAAAGUUUGGAUCAAAAUAAUAUUAACCAAGCUACUCUAAUAGUUUAGUAAAUAUAGGAACACAGCUUCUGGUCUAGAUAGAUGGACUUGAAGUUAAUUAAAUGUUGA